AUGUCUCCUCAGGCUCUGGGAACUUUCCAUGGAGGGACGAUGGGGUUGUGGAUGCUUCUUCUUCUACUCUUUCUUCUCCUGCAUUUUCACCUUGGUAAUGCUCCCAGGAUUGAAGGUGGAGGAAAAUGUGGGGGUUCAAAUGGGCUCUGUGUUGCCCUCCCUGCACCUUCCAACGUCUCCAUCUAUUCCUUCAACAUGGAGCACACACUCAGCUUCCUGCCAGGCCCUGAAACGCCGCCCGGCACCCACUUCACUGUCCAGAUCCUGCGUUUCAGGAAGAGCACAUGGAGACCAGUGACUGGCUGUUCAGAGCUGGUUGUUGGACAGACGUGUAACCUAACCCGAGUGUUCAAGGACCAGUUUGGGACCUACCAAGCCCGCGUCCAGGCCUUCACACCCAACCAGAACCAGACGUCUGAGUGGACCCUAUCAAAGAGGUUCCAGCCCCAGACAGACACUGUGAUGGGUCCUCCCGAUGUUUCUGUAUCCGGUUGUGGGAACUGUUUGCUUCUCUACGUCACUGUUCCCAAAACAUUAGGACUAGAGCAGUACGAGCAGCUUCAAAGCCUCUACAGAGAACUCCACAUCCACGUACACAGGACCCGGGAUGGUGUACAGUUCAAAAUGAAACUGCAAUACAAGGAGGAGAACAUGAUCUCGUACCUGCAGCCAGGUGUGGAGUACUGUGUGACGGUCACUGUGACAGUACUCUUUAACUCCAAGUCUGUUCCCAGUAAACCUUUCUGUGCCUUCACCAGCCCUCCGCCCAGAAGCUCACUGAAGGUGGUCUACUGCCUGCUGGGUGCAUUCAGUGUCCUCGGGUUCCUUCUUAUCGGAGUCGUGGUUUACGGCGGUCAGCUGAGCAACGAGUUACUGAGACGACGCUUACCCAGAAUAGUACAUCGCCCUUCAAAGCCAGGACCGUGGGAGUGCAGCGCUGGAGCUCUCGGAGCAGACUUCACCCCCCCCAGAUACACAGCAGGGCCUCCUCUGACUGCCUCCUCUGAGUCGGCUGACUGGUUCUGAGAAAAGGAAGAAGUUAAAGGAAAAAAGGAUAAAGUUGAUCUGGUAUUGAUUCUAAAAAUGUUUAUAACCCUGAAAAACUGGAUCUGAGUAAUGAGUAGGAACACAAUGUGACAAUAAACUUUACAAAAUACUGUAACUGAUGUAUGAAACUUGACCUGAACAACCAAGUUAAAUAUGAAUAAUCAUAAUCACUCACUUUAGUUCAUGCAUUAGUUUACUAUCAUAUGUAUCAUAACUUCUUUAAAUGCUGCUAUUCAUUCUGCUUUGUCUCUUUGUUACUGCUCUGCCAGUUCUGUGUGUUUUACACACCAAACGUUUGCGGCUAUCUCACCUUCAUCAGGUUGGUGACACCUACACUGAGGUGGUGUACCACCCUGAUGAAGGUGAGAUAGUGAAAACAUAGUGAAGGAAAUACAGUGUCCUGGAGAGUUGUUGUGUAAACUUUAAACUCUGACACAUUGGUUUGCGCCUGACUAUGAAUUUUAAAACAUCAAAAAGCUUCAAAAAUCAUUCAUGUAAGUUUAAUGAUUAUUUUUACAAUAAAGAAAAUUCU
Molecule: messenger RNA, 1579 nt
Organism: Scomber japonicus (chub mackerel)
Lineage: Eukaryota; Metazoa; Chordata; Actinopteri; Scombriformes; Scombridae
Product: interferon alpha/beta receptor 2-like
Exons: 8
Coding region: 1-1026 (341 amino acids)
Molecular function (GO): protein binding
Source: RefSeq, a predicted model, not a curated record